Molecule: messenger RNA, 1095 nt
Organism: Thermothielavioides terrestris NRRL 8126
Lineage: Eukaryota; Fungi; Ascomycota; Sordariomycetes; Sordariales; Chaetomiaceae
Exons: 3
Coding region: 250-759 (169 amino acids)
Biological process (GO): mitochondrial electron transport, cytochrome c to oxygen
Source: RefSeq, a predicted model, not a curated record
AACUGUGCGGGGACUAGCGGGAAGAACAGGAUUGGGCUCUCCAGAUCAGGCCACCUCGAAUUCCGAGCUGAGGCUGGUCUGCCCGAAAAAAAGCUCGUCCGUGCAUGACUUCACGCCUUCCCACACCAACGCUUCGCUGAAGGAGCUCCAGGCCGCCAGCCGCGCUGAUAACUCAAUUGGACCCAUCUCCCCUCCGAAGCUCUCGCCGAGUCCGGUCCCGAACGACGAGCUUUGCUUUCGCCCACCAAAAUGUCGCCCAUCCUCCGCAACGCCGUUGUGCGCGCCUCCCGGCAGUCGGCAACGGCGGCCCUCGGCCGCCGCGCCGCCUCUACGCACGCCAUCUCGAACCCGACGCUGGCCAACAUCGAGAAGAGAUGGGAGGGUAUGCCGAUGCAGGAGCAGGCCGAGCUUUGGAUGGCGCUGCGCGACCGGAUGAAGGAGAGCUGGACUGAGCUUACCCUUCAGGAGAAGAAGGCCGCCUACUGGAUUGCGUUCGGUCCCCACGGCCCCCGUGCGCUCCCUCCCCCGGGCGAGAAUAAGAAGGUCGCUCUCUACACUGCCAUCGGCGUCGGCAUCAGCUUCAUCAUCUUCGCUACCCUGCGGUCGUUCGCCAAGCCGGCGCCGCGCACCAUGACCAAGGAAUGGCAGGAGGCGACGAACGAGUACCUGAAGAGCCAAAAGUCGGACCCGUUGACCGGUAUCUCGUCAGAGGGCUACUCGGGCAAGGGCCAUGUGCAGUCCCCGCCGGCGAAGCGAUAAACCCGAUACGAUUCCUUUUGUCGAUAGAUGCGACUGCUCGCGCCGCGGCUGCGCUCCUGCAAGGCAAGCCUGGAGCAAGACGUCAGGGGUGUCGGAGCAUUGGGGGCUUACAGGGGCUGCUGAUAUUGGAUGGUGUAAAUACUGUACAACGCUGACAAUGCGACUUGUUUCCUUGCCAAUCUGUGAUUCAGACUCGGACCAGGUUGUACUUGCAUCAUUGUCGUCCCUCGUCCCCAGUGGCCUCGCGGGGUGGACUUGGUUGUACAGUACUCGGCCCAACGGAAACGAGCACUGCCGGUCCGGCAAUACACAGCACGCUCCUCAACGAAGGGACAA